Messenger RNA from Spirodela intermedia, 6012 nucleotides. NCBI's taxonomy places the organism in Eukaryota, Viridiplantae, Streptophyta, Magnoliopsida, Alismatales, Araceae. The record is from the annotation of a GenBank genome assembly.
AUGAAGAACUUGAAGGUUUCGUUGGAGCUUUCCUCGGAGCUGGAGCUUCAGCUGGAGGGGGAAACUCUGUUGCUGUCUGCUUUCGAUGUCCAGAAGCGUCGUUUGUUCUUCGCCUCGUCAGCUAGUUUUAUCUACGCAGUCCACCUAGCUUCCUCCCAUGUAAGUGGCAGAAGCUUCUUCACUGUAGAUAAUGGUAACUUCAGAUGCGUUUCGGCUGUAGAGAAAUACGAAAUGCGGUCUUACACUGGACGAAAAACAGAUAUAAUUAUAAUAUACUUCAUGAUAUGAAUGUUUUUUCUGUUUCGGCCUUUGAGCGAUUUGGAUAUACGUUCCGGUAAUUCCUUAAAAUUCAAAAUUAAGUAAUUCGGAUAUUCCUUCCAAUUCGGAAAUGUAGUAAUUUCACUUAAAUAAAAAUAUUUAAAGUUUCCCUGAGGGUUACUCCUUGACUCAAUAACUCGAUUUCAUGUUUUUGAGAUUUACCAAAUACUGGAAUCACAGGUUUUCCUCCGCAAACAGAAACAAUCAUCUAGUCAUUUUGAGGAAAACUCCAUACUACAUUUUUUAGAUUUAUGAAAAACUCAAAACAUGAUUUUGGCUGUUGAAAAUCUCAUAGUUAAUGUUCGAAAUCAGCAUAGAAUGUAAUUCUGAUGCAAUUAGAGUCGUUAAGAAGGCGUAUGAUCAUGGUACUAACAUGUAUGUAUUGAGAACCUUGGUUUACGCAGAAAAAAAUGAAAGUAUUCCGCUCGUGCUUCCAACAUUAUUUGCUCUUCUGACAACGUAAAUGUAGACCAUCGAGUCUUCUAUUCCAUUUACAAUGAGAAUUCUUGGUUAUCUAUUUCAACAGUGAGAGAGUUUUCCGUAGUUCUCUUCUAUGGUCCAUGGAACUCAUUUGUGUCUUUCACAUAAGGAACCAUGGCAACAUACUCGAUUAAUUAUAGAAAAUACGAACCUAUAUGUGCUCAUAAUGACAAACGAACUUGACUCUGAACUCAUUAUAAUUAGUCAGCUCAAAAUGGACUGAUAAAAUGAUUUCAAUGCAGUAGUCUAUGAGUCUGGCGCAAGAAGUUGUUAAAAAAUUUUAGGCAGUAAGUUAACCGCAACCACUAGUGAGAUGCCUGUGAACAUGAUUAAUUACUGACAACCAUGAUGUAAACUUACGGUGGAAUGAAAUUAUUUUUGUUGCCUUCAGUUACAAAGAGGAUGCUCAAGUUUAAUGCUGAACAUGGUCAAAGUUCUGCUAUAACUGUAACUUUGGCCCCUUUAAUUUAUCCUCAAUUAUUUUUUUUAUUGAGCAUCUUCACAUGGCUUUAGGAUUCCUAAUUGUUGUGUAAUGAUUUUUUUUUCUUCUGCUUUAUCACUGGGAAUCCAUUCACCUUUCAACACAACCAACUUAUAAUUUCUCCUGGGAUCUGUAUCUAUUAUCCUGGAUGAUGGUCCGGAAAAUAUAAACGAAGAUGCCAGAUUGUGGUUUGUGAGAUGUAUCAAAGACGAUGAAUCAAAGUAACACAAUGCAGAGCAAUCAGUUUAGUCUCGUCUUCGCAAAUAUGCCAGGCAGCAGUUGUAUUAUCUACGCUUGCCAGAUUACGUAUGAUGUUUUCGUUUUCCUGCUUUAUUUAGGGAUUCACUCUGUAUUUGUUUGAUAAAAUAAAAUGUUUGUGUUUUCCUUGUGGUAUGGAAAGCCAUCUCCCUGGUGUAUUAUCGAGAUUUUUAAAAGCUGUCCAAUGAUACUCUGACAAAAGUGUGUGGGCAAAUAGCUAGUUUUUUCUUAUGGAUAUUACGGACUCAUGUUAUCCAGCUUCCUGGUGUAUUACCGAGAUUUGUAAAAGUUGUAAAACGAUACGCUGACAACAGUGUAAGAAAAUAGCUAGUUUUUUUUAUGAACCUUACGUGCUUAUGUUAUUGUUUUUCAUUUUUAUUUUCUAUAAAAAGGAGGAAAGAUCUUCAAUGGUUGAUUCUGUGCUAUCCCCACAAGGUGAGCCUGUGGAUUUGGAGCAUGGUGAUUGCAUUACUGCUCUCGAAUACCAGAUGGAGAAGGAGGCAUUAAUUAUCGGAACAUCCAGUGGCCAUCUGAUACUGCAUAGUGUGGAUUAUAAUACGACUGAAGUUGUUGGAAAGUUAGAAGGCGGUGUCAAAUCCCUUGCAUCUAGUCCAGAUGGAGCUCUUCUGGCUGUCACUACUGGUUUGGGACAAUUACUGGUGAUGACUUAUGAUUGGGAAGUGCUUUAUGAAACCGAAAUUGAUCCUCAACUCACAGAUGUACGUUAGCCAUGAAAUUUACCUUUUGACUCAUUAAUAUUUCUAGGAUAGACUAUGAUCUGUAAACACUUUAUAUUGGGUUCAAGGAAAGUGAUUUUUUUUUUUUCUCUUUUGCAGGAUAUGAAUCGUCAAAAUUUACUUGUGGAUAUGCUGAAUGGUUCCUCCAGCUAUGAAGUGAACAGUCGCAUCACUUGGCGGGGUGAUGGAAAGUACUUUGCUACUCUAAGUGGACUCCAGAAUACAGCGUGCUCAGGAAAGCUUAAGAUUUGGGAACGUGAUUCUGGGAACUUGCAUGCUACCACUGAUUCCAAGGCUUUCAUGGGUUUUUCCUUGGAUUGGAUGCCCAGUGGAGCUAAAUUAGCUUGUGCUUAUAAUAGGAAUGAUGAGAAGAAGUGCCCUUCGAUAGUGUUCUAUGAGAAAAAUGGAUUAGAAAGAAGUUCAUUCAGUAUCAAUGAAAACAUGGAAACUCAAGUUGAAACCUUAAGAUGGAACUGCAGCUCAGAUCUUCUUGCUGCAUCUAUCACUUGCCGUGAAUGUGAUGCAAUCAAACUUUGGUAUUUCAGCAACAACCAAUGGUAUCUAAAGCAAGAAAUAAGAUACUCGAAAAAUAAUGGGGUCAGAUUUGCAUGGAAUCCAACGAAGCCACUUCAUUUGAUAUGUUGGACUCUAGGUGGCAGGGUCACAACCUACAGUUUUGUUUGGACAACAGCUGUGACAGAUACCUCAGUAGCACUUGUUGUUGAUGAUUCAAGCAUUCUAGUUUCCCCUCUUGCUUUUUCACUCAUGCCUCCUCCUAUGUCUUUGUUCAAGUUGAAAUUUUCUUGUGCCAUUCAGGACAUCACUUUUCAUCCAAAGAAUUCUGAAAGCCAAAUAGCUGUUCUCCUAUGUGAUGGCAGUCUCUCCAUUAUGAAACUACCAUCACCAGAUAAAUGGGAGCAAUUUGAAAGCAAAACAUUGACCUCUGGGUCUUCUAUCUCAGACCUGAUAUUGAGUCCAUUUUGGCAUCUCGCUUGGUUGGAUUCACACAUCCUUCUUGGUGUUUCCCACUCUGAAUAUAGAAGUUAUAAUUACAGAUUAGAGGGUUCUUCCAAGAUACCUUCUUUUGGUUACUACUUACAAGAGAUUGAGCUUGCCUGUUCUAAAGAUUGUGAAGGACUUGCAUUGUCUGAAAGUUGGCACGUUAGAAACUCAAAGAAGUUACCCGUGGAAAGUCCGGUCAUUUCUAUUGCCCAGAAUCCCACGAAGAAUGGCUGUGCAUUUGUUCAGUUAGAUGGAGGAUCCAUUUCUGAGUAUUCGUCAAGCAUGAGCUCCAAGGGCACAUCCAGGUUGCCCCAUCUUCGUAAGCUUGAGUCUGAUAAUGGCUUUCCAUCAUCGUGCCCUUGGAUGAAGGCUGUUCUCGUAUCUGACAAUGGCGUUAUGAAAUCUUUGCUCUUUGGGCUUGACGAAGGCGGCAGACUUCAUGUUGGCAGAAGAAUUAUCUGUAGCAAUUGCACCAGUUUCUCGUUUUACUCAGACUCAGAGAGGCACAUGCAGCAAGUGACCACUCAUUUGGUUCUCACAACUAGGCAGGAUUAUCUGUUCGUUUUCAGCAUGGAUGAGGUUUUGCAUGGGAACCCAGAGACACAGAUUAAGAACAGCAAUCCCGGAAGCAUCCGCAGAGGGAAGGAGGAGAAUAUAGAUUGCAUUCACGUAUGGGAAAGAGGGGCGAAGCUUGUUGGUGUUAUCCAUGGAGACGAAGCAGCAGUUAUUCUCCAGGCUAACCGAGGCAACCUGGAAUGCAUUUACCCCAGGAAGCUGAUCCUCGUGGCAAUUACAAAUGCUCUGGUCCAGAGACGAUUCAGAGACGCGAUGUUCAUCGUGAGACGGCACAGGAUUGACUUCAACAUCAUCGUUGACUACCUUGGUUGGCAAAAUUUUAUAAAGUCAGCGGGGGAAUUCGUCGGCCAGGUGAAUAAUCUCACAUACAUUACUGAUUUUGUCUGCGCCGUGAAGAACGAAAAUGUGAUGGAGACGGUGUACAGGGCUGCCGCCUCCUUGUCUUCCCUAAAAGAGACCUUGCCGUCAGAUCCGAAAAACAAGGUCUCCAGUGUUCUGUCCGGGGUCAGGAGAGCCUUGGAGGAAUCAGUGGCGGGAAGCCCAGAGAGGGAGCUCUGUAUAUUGACCACCUUGGCCCGGAGUGAGCCCCCAGCCAUGGAGGAAGCACUGGGCAGAGUAAAAACGAUACGAGAAAUGGAAUUACUGGGCACUGAUGAAGCUCGGAGGAGAACUUAUCCUUCUGCAGAAGAGGCAGUGAAGCAUCUGCUUUGGCUAUCAGACCCAGAGGCUGUCUAUGAGGCGGCGCUAGGGCUUUAUGAUCUGAACCUCGCCGCCAUUGUGGCUGUAAACUCUCAGAAGGAUCCGAAGGAGUUCCUCCCUUAUCUGGAAGCGCUCGGGCAGCUGCCCCCGAAAAUCAUGAAACACAGGGUCGACCUCAGACUGGGCAGACAUGAGAGUGCUCUCAGGCACAUCGCCUCAGCAGGUGAGUACUAUGAAGAGGCCUUGAGGCUGCUGCAGAGCAACCCAGAGCUCUUCCCGCUGGGCCUUCAGCUGUUCAACGACCCGGCUAAGAGGGAGCAGGUGUUGGAGGCUUGGGGAGACCACCUUCAAGGAGAAAAAUCCUUCGAAAGGGCCGCCAUGGUUUAUCUGAGCAGCUCCGCCUUUCAGAAAGCUCUCAAGGCCUACCGUGCUUGUGGAGACUGGAAGGGCGUUCUUACAGUGGCCGGGCUCCUGAAGCUAGGACGGGCGGAGGUUCUUCAGCUGGCAAACGAGCUCUGCGAAGAGCUCCAAGCUCUUGGGAAGCCGGCGGCGGCGGCCCAGGUUGCUCUGGAGUACUGUGGAGACAUUGGCGGCUGUGUUGGGUACUUGAUAAUGGCGAGGGAGUGGGAGGAGGCCCUGAGGAUCAGCUAUCUCCAUGAGAGAGGGGACUUGAUCUCUGAGGUGACGACUGCAGCCACAGAGUGUUCCACCUCUCUGGUGUCUGAUUACAGUGAAGGAUCUGAGAAGGUGGGCAAGUACUUGGCCCGCUAUCUGGCUGUUCGUCAGAGAAGAUUGCUUCUGGCUGCAAGACUCCAGAUGGAAGAUAAGACGGCGGAUGAUUAUGACGACGAUACUCUUUCUGAGGCCAGCAGCACCUUCAGCGGGAUGAGUGCUUACACCACAAGGUCAACCUCUCUCUCUCUCUCUCUCUCUCUCUCUCGCUGCCUUAUUGAUCAAUUGGGGAUCUUUUUUGAGCAGCACCAUGAAAGGGUCGAGCGUUUCGGCCAGCCAGAGUACGGCCAGCAGGCAAAGGGGAGCGAGAAAGCAGAGAAACAGAGGGAAGAUCCGCGCCGGCAGGUGUGGUCUCUCUGCAUUCAGUUCCUCUAUUUUUCUCGUCAUCCCUCAACGUCGACUUCCCUUAGCGCUGACCACCCAUCUGUCGGCAGCCCCGGGGAGGAGAUGGCCCUCGUGGAGCACUUGAAGGCUAUAGCGUUGACUUCUUCCGCCCAGCGCGAGGUCAAAUCCCUGGUCCUCGCACUCAUAAUGCUGGGCAAGACCGAGGCUGCCCGGCAGCUGCAACGGGCGGCCGACAACUUCAUCCAAUCCCAAGCGGCCGCCGUAAAACUGUGCGAAGAAACGAUCUCCACCGAGAUCGUUGACGAAGCUGCUCACACGCUGGACCGCUACCGGGAGAAGACCGAGGUGGGCCCUUCCUUCUACAGCUCCGUCUUGGCUGUCUGA